AUGUCAGUUGACCAUAGCAGUUCGUUUGUUGCCGGCAUCCUCCCGCUCUCCUUUACCCUCUCGUCGCGCCAGCUGCGCAUCAUCACACUCCUCGGCACCGGCGUGCUGGUGGGGACGUCGCUCAUCGUCAUCAUUCCAGAGGGCAUCGAGACCAUGUACAGCGCCGGCAGGACACAUUCGCGCAUAUCUCGGAGCGUCGUGGACACAAUUCCCAACAUCCAUAAGCUGCAGACUGGUAUUAACCACCCUUCGGACUUCGGUCUUGGUGCUAGAGACGUGGUUGAUACCGACUUCGUGAGGAUUGGUGCUUUGAAGGCGCCCAAUGGCGGGGCCCUCGAGCCAAGAGCUCCGAUUGACCUCAGACUCAGGAGGACACAGGAGCUGAAGGAGAAGGCCAAAGAGAAUGGAGCCUACAAGCACAAGGUCGAGGAGGAGGAGCCCCAUCAGGCGCAAAAGGGGGGCGACGAUGACUCCACGGAAGGCCACAAGGAAGGCCACACCCGUGUGCACGCCCCAGAAGAGGACGAGAACAACCACAAGCACGCCGAGGAUAUGCAGGGUCCCAGCCCACACGCCUACAUUGGUGUUGCUCUGAUCCUGGGUUACAUCCUCAUGUUCCUUGUUGACCACGUCCCAGAAGCCCUCUCUUCGUCGCAGCAGCAGUACCAGCCCAUGCACAUCUCACUAUCCAAUCUGCACCGUGGACCACACAACUCGUCCAGUCUUAGUCUGAACGGCCUGACAACACCUGGAUCACCACCAAUGCUGACCCCUACACCCAUGGCUCCGCCUAAGAAGAAAGGAUCUGCAACGACUAUCGGCUUGGUGGUUCAUGCUUGUGCCGAUGGUAUUGCCCUCGGCGCUUCAUCGGCUGCUCCUGCUGGCUCCCUGUCCUUCAUUGUUUUCCUGGCAAUCAUGCUGCACAAGGCCCCCGCUGCCUUUGGACUCACUUCGGUCUUGUUGAAGCAAGGUCACUCGAAGCGCACAGCACGAACCCACCUGGCUUUCUUCAGCCUUGCCGCCCCCGCAGGCGCUUUUGUGACUUGGGCCAUGGUUCACGCGCUGGGACGCGGCACGCUCGGUGGGGACGAGGGCCUCACCUGGUCAACCGGUUGGGUAUUGUGCUUCUCCGGCGGCACAUUUCUAUACGUUGCUAUGCACUCAAUGAUAGAGGCAACGAACCCGCAAGAAGAGCCUGUUAUCAAUGGCUAUCUCGACGCGCCACUUGGAAAGCAAGACAUGUCCAAGAUUGACAUCCUUAUUGUUGUCUUUGGCAUGUUGUUGCCACUCGUUACGCAGAUUGGGCACGCUCAUGCGCACGCUCAUUAG
Messenger RNA from Didymella exigua CBS 183.55, 1329 nucleotides. Its product is annotated as Zip-domain-containing protein. Gene Ontology annotation, molecular function: metal ion transmembrane transporter activity. Gene Ontology annotation, cellular component: membrane. The coding region runs from base 1 to 1329 and encodes 442 amino acids. The record is from RefSeq and is a predicted model, not a curated record. The transcript has 2 exons. Lineage: Eukaryota; Fungi; Ascomycota; Dothideomycetes; Pleosporales; Didymellaceae. Gene Ontology annotation, biological process: transmembrane transport; zinc ion transport.